UCUUCUGACACAGUUAGUUUAAUGGCUCAAUGGCACCUCAUGGCCCCCUCAGCUCUGUGCGCAGAGCUGGAAUCCUACCCACAGCCACAGCGAGAAUACACAUCAUUUCUCGUGGAUUUGAAAAGCAGGCAAUUUGCUACCACAGCUUGGACGUCACCGUCAGCCUGCUACGUUAUAGUGUUUCCGGAAAUAGCCGAACGUGGCCGACACCUCCCGAUGGUGUCUAUGCACGAACUGUUGGGGAUGUUGCUCCCUCAGAGAGAAGCCACAGCGGACGGGCGGGCAGCAGACGGAUACCACUGGUUUACCGGGAACACUGACCGACACUGAGGGGGGAACAAAAGUCCACAGGAGCAUCAGCUGAGCGGAGUAUUUCUCACGGGGCUUUUGGGGAUCUUUUUCCUGCUCACCUCGGGGAUGAGAGCAAGUGUUGCAGAACUGGAGGAAUUGUAAGAGUCUUUUCUAAACUGUGUCUAAUCUGGGGACCUCCCUGCUCUUCUCGUCUUCAGCAUCCUUUCCAAAACGCAGACCUGCAGGAAACCUUAGAAAAUGGUGUCACUCUAUGAUUGCGUGAGGUUGUAGCCAAUCAGCAGCAGUGUCAAGACCAGAAGGAGGAUACCAACAGUGAGACCAUGGACCUCAGAUUCAAACGGCUGUCACCUCUUACCAGGGGAGCUCUACAUUUCCUGCUGUUGGCCAGACUGGUGCUGCCUUCUCACACAGAGAGCAUGCCCAGCUUCAUCAAGUCCCCUGACGAUCAGACAGGGAUUUCAGGAGGAGUGGCGUCUUUCGUAUGCCAGGCGGUGGGUGAGCCCAAACCUCGCAUCACCUGGAUGAAGAAAGGGAAGAAAGUCAGCUCUCAGCGCUUUGAGGUGAUUGAGUUUGAUGAUGGCUCAGGCUCGGUGCUGCGUAUCCAGCCUUUGAGGACCCACCGUGACGAAGCCAUCUAUGAAUGCACAGCCACCAACAGCGUGGGAGAGAUCAACACCAGCGCCAAGCUCACUGUCUUAGAGGAGGACCAGAUCCCUCAUGGUUUCCCCACCAUAGACAUGGGUCCCCAGCUGAAGGUUGUGGAGAGAACCCGCACUGCCACGAUGUUGUGUGCAGCCAGUGGCAACCCUGAUCCUGAGAUCUACUGGUUCAAAGACUUCCUCCCUGUAGACAUCAGCAGCACCAAUGGGCGCAUAAAACAACUGCGUUCAGGGGCACUUCAGAUUGAGAACAGCGAGGAGUCGGACCAGGGCAAGUACGAGUGUGUGGCAGUCAACAGCGCAGGGACUCGCUACUCGGCUCCGGCUAACCUUUAUGUUCGAGUUCGUCGUGUGCCUCCCCGUUUCUCCAUCCCCCCCACCAAUCACGAAGUAAUGCCUGGUGGCAGUGUCAACCUGACCUGCGUUGCAGUUGGUGCUCCCAUGCCUUAUGUGAAGUGGAUGAGCGGCGAGGUGGAGCUUACCCGGGAGGAAGAGAUGCCUAUUGGCCGCAACGUCUUGGAGCUCACCAACAUCCGGCAGUCUGCCAACUACACCUGUGUGGCCAUAUCCUCCUUAGGCAUGAUCGAGACCACGGCCCAGAUCAUUGUCAAAGCCCUGCCCAAGCAGCCCGCCUCCCUCACUGUGACAGAAACCACGGCCACCAGUGUUACGCUUACCUGGGACUCUGGCAACCCAGAACCAGUGUCCUACUAUGUUGUCCAGUAUCGAGCCAAACUGUCUGAGAACGGCUUCCAGGAAGUAGAUGGAGUAGCCACGACCCGAUACAGCAUUGGCGGCCUCAGCCCCUUUUCUGAAUAUGAAUUUCGUGUCAUGGCUGUCAACAACGUUGGCCGAGGUCCUCCCAGUGGUAUUGUGGACACCCGGACAAGUGAGCAGGCACCCUCAUCACCUCCUCUUCACGUCCAGGCACGUAUGCUGAGCUCCAGUACCAUGCUGGUCCAGUGGGAACCUCCAGAGGAACCCAACGGCCAAAUACGGGGAUACCGAGUUUACUACAGCUCUGAGCAUGAAGCCCCACUCAGUGCUUGGCAGAAACACAACACAGAUGACAGCCAGCUCACCACAAUCUCAGGUCUCACCACAGAUAUCACCUACAGCCUGAGGGUUCUGGGCUUUACAUCUGUGGGAGACGGGCCUCCCUCUGAUGUUCUGCAGAUCAAGACCCAGCAGGGAGUUCCAGCACAGCCGUCUGGUUUUGAGGCAGAGGCUGAGCUGGACUCACGUAUCAUGUUGUCAUGGCUUUGGCCUGUCCAGGACCCUAUCAUUAGCUUUGAAUUGCUCUACUGGGAGGCCAACAAUCCCACAGACAAGCAUCAUGCCACCUUCGACCCAGCAGGCUCCUAUGCAGUUGAUGGCCUAAAGCCAGAUACAUUGUACAUGUUUUCUCUGGCAGCAAGAUCUGACAUGGGUUUAGGAGUCUUUACUCAGCCGACUGAAGCCAGGACUGCCCAAUCCUCCCCCUCAGCCCCUCCCCAGGAUGUGCACUUGGUCAGCCUCAGUUCCACCAGCAUCAAGGUGAGUUGGGUGGCACCGCCCACGCACAGCCGCCACGGGGAGAUAGUGUCCUACUCCCUAGCCUACCAAGCAGUCACAGGGGAGGAUGUGGAGCGCUACCAGGUGUCAGGGAUUGGACCUGACAUCACCAGCUACAUGCUGGAGGACCUGGAGAAGUGGACUGAAUAUAUGGUGUGGGUGAGGGCUCACACUAACGUCGGGCCCAGCCCGGAGAGCCCUGCAGCCCACAUCAGAACCAAGGAAGAUGUGCCUGGAGCUCCUCCCAGGAAGGUGGAGGUGAAUGUCCUCAACUCCACUGCCCUCAGGGUGAUCUGGAAGCCUCCCCUGUCUGUGAAACAGCAUGGCCAGAUCAGAGGCUACCAGCUGGUCUACUCCAGGCUAGAGAAUGGGGAGCCUCACGGCCAGCCGGUCAUCAUGGACGUUUCCCUCCCUGAAGCCCAGGAGACCAUUAUAGCAGGUCUGCUACCAGAGACUACCUACUCUGUGACUGUGGCUGCGUAUACCACCAAGGGCGAUGGAGCUCGCAGCAAGGCCAAGGUGGUCACCACCACAGGAGCAGUGCCUGGCAAGCCCACUAUGAUGAUCAGCACCACAAUCGGGAACACAGCCCUGAUCCAGUGGCAGCCCCCUAAGGAAAUGGUGGGGGAGCAUGUGGGAUACCAACUGCAGUACAAGAGAGCAGAGGAGGAUGUUUUCAUUAUCAGAGACUUCAGACAGACAGAUGAUCACUUCACAGUUACUGGUCUCCACAAGGGAGCCACCUACAUCUUUAAAUUAUGUGCCAAAAACCAAGCAGGUAAUGGGGAGGAGUAUAUAAAGGAGAUCAGCACCCCUGAAGACAUUCCCAGCAGCUACCCGCAGAAUCUGAGUGUCAUAGGCCUCACUGCAACCUCCACCAAGCUGGCCUGGGCCCCCCCUCCUCUGGCCGACAGGAACGGGAAGAUUGUCAAGUAUAUGGUGGUAUACCGAGAUAUCAAUAGCCAGCACAACAACACCAACAGUACUACAGAGACACAGAUGACCAUCCAAGGUUUGCAGCCUGACACAACCUAUGACAUCAGAGUCCAAGCUUUCACCAGCAAAGGGGGAGGGCCUAUCAGCCCCAGCAUUCAGAGCAGAACCAUGUCCACCUCCAUGCCAGAUCUUCCCUCAGUGUUCACCAAGAACUUUGGUGUGAAGGCUGUGAUGAAAACUUCUGUUCUGCUGACCUGGGAAGUGCCAGAAUCCUUCAAAUCUCAAGUGCCUCUCAAGAUCCUGUACAAUCAGCAGAGUGUGGAAGUUCCAGGCAACCUGAAGAGGAAGUUGAUCACACAGCUGCAACCAGAUACUGAUUAUUCCUUCGUCUUAAUGAGCCGGGGGAACAGUGCCGGUGGCCUCCAGCAGCAGGUUUCUAUCCGAACAGCUCCAGACCUGCUGAAGAUGAAACCAACUCGAUAUCAACACGAUGUGGAUGAGGGUGGCAGAGUGACCAUUAGUCUUCCAAGCGCCCCUGCUGGAGCCCCUAUAAGAUGGUACUACAUAGUGGUUGUCCCUGUCACCUUGGCUUCACUCAAAAGAUGGGAGAACCCUGAAGACAUGGACAUAUAUGAGCUCCUGGAGGCUGGUGCCACCGGCAGUCAGCAGAAAAAGAGCCAGGACCUCCUGCAGCCCUCCAUAGCUGCUAAGCUGGACACUCUGCCUGAGAUCUUCACUCUGGGUGACGAGAGGAAAUACAGUGACUACUACAACCAACCUCUCCCUGGCCAGCAGCAAUAUCUUUGUUUUGUUCUGGCCGAUCUGAUGGACCAUGACGCUCAGAGGAUGUUCGCAGCCAGCCCUUUCUCUGAACCCAUCACCGUGAAGCUCCAUAGUGGGGUGACCCAACAAACUGAGGACCCCGAGAUGCUGUGGGUGAUGGGUCCGGUCCUGGCUGUCAUUCUCAUCAUCAUCAUAGUCAUUGCUAUUCUGCUCUUCAAGAGCAAACAAGAAAGGAAACGAACAUGUCCAGCUAAGGAUGAGCACAUAGCAGGGGUCAAGGACUCACUGCUGGACCACUCGUCAGAUCCUGUGGAGAUGAGGCGACUCAACUAUCAGACACAAGGUUCCAGUGUCCUCACUUAUCUGAACACUCCAAGAAUGAGGGAACAUCCUCCCAUUGCUAUCUGUGAUCUGGCAAACCACAUAGAAAGACUCAAGGCCAAUGACGGUCUGCUCUUCUCUCAGGAGUACGAGUCUAUCGAUCCAGGACAGCAGUUCACAUGGGAGCACUCCAAUCUGGAGGUCAACAAGCCAAAGAACCGCUAUGCAAAUGUUAUUGCCUAUGACCACUCAAGAGUCAUCCUCACUCCUGUGGAUGGAAUUCCCGGUAGUGACUACAUUAAUGCCAACUACAUUGAUGGCUACAGAAAGCAGAAUGCUUACAUUGCCACCCAGGGGCCACUGCCAGAGACACUGAGCGAUUUCUGGAGGAUGGUGUGGGAGCAGAGGACCUGCACUAUUGUUAUGAUGACCCGUCUGGAGGAGAAGUCAAGGGUGAAGUGUGACCAGUAUUGGCCCUGUCGAGGCACAGAGACAUAUGGGAUGAUUCAGGUGACCAUGCUGGACACCGUGGAGCUGGCUACAUACACCAUACGCACAUUUGCCCUCUAUAAGAAUGGCUCGAGUGAGAAGAGAGAGGUUCGUCAGUUCCAGUGUAUGGCUUGGCCAGACCAUGGAGUGCCUGAGUAUCCCACCCCAACGCUGGCCUUUUUACGUAGAGUCAAGGCCUGUAAUCCUCCCGACGCUGGACCCAUGGUGGUCCAUUGCAGUGCCGGUGUGGGCCGAACAGGCUGCUUCAUUGUGAUCGAAGCCAUGCUGGAGAGGAUGAAACAUGAGAAAUCAGUGGACAUUUAUGGCCAUGUGACAUGUAUUCGAGCUCAGAGGAACUACAUGGUGCAGACAGAAGAUCAGUACAUAUUCAUUCAUGAGGCUCUGCUGGAAGCUGCAACAUGUGGCAACACAGAAGUCCCUGCCAGAAACCUAUACGCCCACAUCCAGAAGCUCACCCAGAUCCCUCCUGGAGAGACUGUCACUGCCAUGGAGCUGGAGUAUAAGAAACUGGCCAACUCUAAAGCACAUACCUCAAAAUUCAUCAGUGCCAACCUGCCGUGUAACAAAUUUAAGAACCGUCUGGUGAACAUCAUGCCCUUCGAGUCCACCCGUGUCUGCCUGCAGCCAAUUAGAGGGGUGGAGGGCUCGGACUAUAUCAACGCCAGCUUCAUUGAUGGAUACAGGCAGCAGAAAGCGUACAUGGCCACCCAGGGCCCCUUAGCCGAGACCACAGAGGACUUCUGGAGGAUGCUGUGGGAACACAACUCCACCAUUGUAGUCAUGCUCACCAAGCUCCGUGAGAUGGGCCGGGAAAAGUGCCAUCAGUACUGGCCUGCUGAGCGCUCUGCACGCUACCAGUACUUUGUGGUGGACCCCAUGGCUGAGUACAACAUGCCUCAGUACAUCCUGAGGGAGUUCAAAGUCACAGACGCCAGGGAUGGUCAGUCAAGGACCAUCAGGCAGUUUCAGUUCACUGACUGGCCAGAGCAAGGAGUGCCAAAAACUGGGGAGGGAUUCAUUGACUUCAUCGGUCAAGUCCAUAAAACAAAGGAGCAAUUUGGACAAGAUGGACCAAUCACUGUGCAUUGCAGUGCUGGUGUUGGACGAACUGGCGUGUUCAUCACUCUGAGCAUUGUCCUGGAGAGGAUGAGGUACGAGGGGGUGGUCGACCUCUUCCAGACCGUCAAGACACUUCGAACUCAGAGGCCGGCCAUGGUGCAGACAGAGGACCAGUACCAACUGUGCUACCGGGCUGCUUUGGAGUACCUGGGAAGCUUUGAUCACUAUGCAACAUAACCUAACCCAGAACGACACCCUCAGAAGAGUUUAGUGUCUCCUCUGAGUCAUAUCCACUCAGCUCCAGUCCCUGCAGCCUGAUGAGGAAGCUGCACGGGGGGACUAAUGAGGACGUUGCCACGGCAGGAAACUGGGGGACUGGAGGAAAGAGGAGAGUGGACAGGAUGAGCUCUCCAUGGACUGGUGCCGUGAUUCUGCUACAGACCCUGCACCGAAACGUUCCAAAAGCCAAUCCUGAAAAGCUAGUCAUGCCUCAUUCUGAUUCUUGACUGAAUACUCCCAUCACUCCUAAAUUUCUGCCUCUGACCCCUGUGAGCAAAAACAAUUUUUUCUGCUACUUUCAUUUUUAUUCAUCAUUAUUAUGUUGCUUAUGAAUAUUUAGAAUUUAUUUUCUAAUCACUUACUGAUUAUUAUAUGUCUUAAUGAGUCUUUUUUUAAAUGUGCUUAUGUUUAUAUUAUUUUACUGGCACAAAGAACAUGUAUUUUCAACAUGCUCUGAGUUAUUAAUACUGGAAAGCAUAUACUCACAGCUGCUAAUGAUUUUAUUUUGAACCAUAGAUGCGAUAUUUUAAUGUUGUCAUUACUCAUUUGGUCAUAUUUACGGGGCAAUGUGGUUUUUUGACUUCCUGUCUUGAAAUUCAACAAAAUGAUGAUGAUUAUGAUUAUCAUGAUGAUAUCUACAAAAAGAAUAAAAAUAAUAAUAAAAAAAAGUUUGUGAACUGCA
Molecule: messenger RNA, 7095 nt
Organism: Scatophagus argus
Lineage: Eukaryota; Metazoa; Chordata; Actinopteri; Scatophagidae
Gene: ptprfa
Product: protein tyrosine phosphatase receptor type Fa
Exons: 34
Coding region: 633-6371 (1912 amino acids)
Biological process (GO): protein dephosphorylation
Molecular function (GO): protein binding; protein tyrosine phosphatase activity
Source: RefSeq, a predicted model, not a curated record